AUGUCAAGUCUGACUGACUGGGGUCUUCUACCUCUCCUGUUGGGGCCUCAGGGUCCCUACAUCUACUCCGAAAGCGACUGCCCCCAGGGAGUACCGAUGGGAACCAUAAAACAGAAAUGCGUAAACUUCUACAGAGGCCCGAAUUUGAUACGAUCCCUAAUAAUUGUUAUUUGCCUGGGAAUUGUAAUUCAGCAGGUGAUAUUGUGCGUCAAAAAAAUAAUGAAUAAACCAAUUACAACGUACACACAUUUCGACUUUAACAAAACAAUAUUGUACCCAAGCGUUACAUUGUGCAGGGAGCCGCCUUACAAGUAUGACAAGCUACUGGAAUAUGGUCUGUAUUAUCAUCCCCGUCUAACUUCGACGUGGUCAAUGUUCAACUUCUCUGGAGUAGACCUUGAUCAGCUGUGGCAAGAUAUCACGUAUGAUGCAGAGGAAAUAUUCGUGGAAUUCAGCUUAGACGGACGCAGUGACAAUUUGGAAUUGGAGUCAACAUUAGGGUUCAUGUACGGUCGAUGCUACACACUCUCCCCUAAGAUAAUAAGCAGGCAGGCGACUAAAGCAACCGGCUACUCCAUUAAGCUACAGCACAGUGCUGACGAUGUGGCCACUGCGAGCAGCAUUUCUCCACCAGGAUAUCACGUCCAUCUGCAUUACCACCGGGAGCCGUUUACAGAGGUUCAUGUGUACAAUGGAGGUCAGGUUGAUUACAUAUAUGUUAACAUAGGAGACACGUUGGAUGUGAAGCUGAAAGUGGAACAGUACGUGAAGAUCAGUGCUGAGGACGAUCCCUGCACACAUAUGGACAACUACAGUGCUAAUGAAUGUACUACGCAAUUCGUAUGGGAUCAAUCAGGCAAUCUUGCCGGCUGCUCAGGACCUUGGAUGAACAGCAAUCUGCCAUACUGUAACAGCUAUAGAGGAAUGCGUGAACUUAUUUCAGCAUAUAUGACGUUUUAUAACAAGCCCAAUUGCAGCAUCUGUCCUCGUUUCUGCCGCUCGUAUCUCUACAAUUCUUUCGUGAACGACCGGCAGAGCUUCUACUCCUGGGAUUCGGUCAGCAGACAAUGGGCUGUACGAACUGGCGAUGCCACUCUACAGUCACAGUUAUAUAUUUAUUUCAACGGCAUGGUGGUGACUGUAUACGAGGAGCGAUAUAACUAUGACUGGAGUUUGUUUCUAUCGGACCUCGGCGGAAGCAUUGGAUUUCUCCUAGGACUCUCUGUUAUCAGUUUAAUGACAAUCUGUGGCAACAUAUGGAGGCAUCACAUCAAACCUUCCAUCAAACCUAAGAACAAGACUGGUACAAGUAACUCUACGACCACUUUGAACCAGACAACGAAGUACGAAGAAUAUCUGAAGAAUUACACUGAAUGGAACUUCUAAAAUAAGUUUCACCGUCCUUCAACUGAUCUUGUUAUGUAAUUGAUGUAAUUUGAAUGUUAUCUACAGUGUCCAUUAAAUCUAUUUUCGUUUGCUUUAGCCACCUUUAGCUGCGAGCCAAG
Molecule: messenger RNA, 1505 nt
Organism: Achroia grisella
Lineage: Eukaryota; Metazoa; Arthropoda; Insecta; Lepidoptera; Pyralidae
Gene: ppk17
Product: degenerin-like protein asic-1
Exons: 10
Coding region: 1-1386 (461 amino acids)
Biological process (GO): sodium ion transmembrane transport
Cellular component (GO): membrane
Molecular function (GO): ligand-gated sodium channel activity
Source: RefSeq, a predicted model, not a curated record